Racocetra persica is the source of this 236-nucleotide messenger RNA. NCBI's taxonomy places the organism in Eukaryota, Fungi, Glomeromycota, Glomeromycetes, Diversisporales, Gigasporaceae. The record is from the annotation of a GenBank genome assembly.
AAUCAUCAGCUGCAUUUGAAUUAGACCAAACCUCGUUAGAUAAUCUGGAAGAGCAAUCAAAUUUAUUGUCUCUGUUAAUUCAAAAACGAAGAACAGUUGCGAUUCGUCAUCGCAAACGUAGUGUUUCAAGAAGACAGUCCGUUCAAUAUGAAGAUAAUGUUAAUGCAAUGUUAUCUAACAAAAAUAUUAUACGAUCCAAACUUGAAAGGCUUUUCGAAGAGAAGCAAACUGAUUGA